AUGAGUUUUAUUCCUCUAGGUCCUGGCUACCAAGACACAAUAGAUUCCUUUAUUUCGACAUGGGCGAUCGGUUACAUACCAAGUAGCGAUCUUGAUGUGGUUGUGGUCACCUUUGAUGGAAGAGGUACGGGAUUCAGAGGAGACAAAAUCAGAAAUAUGGUUUACAAUCGUUUGGGAGAAUAUGAACCAUUGGAUCAAAUCGAAGCAACUCGACAAAUUACAGAAAAAUAUAACUUUAUAGAUUCUAGCAAGGUUGCAAUGUGGGGAAGAUCUUACGGAGGAUAUAUAACCGCAAGAACAAUGUCAGAGGACGAAAAUAUUUUGUUUAGAUGUGGAUUAUCAGUUGCUCCUGUAACUGACUGGAUGACAUAUCAUAACUUUUACACUGAACGAUAUAUGGGCUUGCCCAAGGAAAAUGGAAUAGGAUACAAUAAAUCAACAGUGUUUCAGAAACUUCACAACAUCGGAAAACAUUAUUUUGUACUGAUACAUGGGACAAGCGAUGAAAAUGUUCACUUUUUGCAUUCUGCAAGACUUUCAAAGGCGCUAAUCGACGAAGACAUUGAUUUUUCAGCAUAUUUUGCUGGCGACGAACCUCACCGUUUUGACAGAGGUGCAAAUGCAUACGGUCAUCACUACAAGUUGUUAACACAUCAUUUAAAAAGUUGUUUCGAAUUAUAACUGAUUUGAGUAAUUUUUGUAAAAGGUUGACCCAAACAAAUUGUUUUCGAUUUUACGUAUUGACCUAUCGUUUUGAUUUAUUUCACCUGGACACGAAGAAAAUUUCUGAUAUACUCUCAAUAAUUUGUUGCUAUUAUAGUUGUUUGCUGUGACAAAAAUGACUUAUUCUUCCAUUACUGGGCCAAUUUGAAUAGCCUGAAAAUGUUUAAA
Styela clava is the source of this 891-nucleotide messenger RNA. Lineage: Eukaryota; Metazoa; Chordata; Ascidiacea; Stolidobranchia; Styelidae. The record is from RefSeq and is a predicted model, not a curated record.